AUGGAUCUUCUCGAGACACAGGUCAGCGACCUGCGCUCCUUUCUCGGCGCCGGAGGUCUGCCUUCUGCAACAACAAACACAACAACAUCUACCGCUCCCAUUGCUUCAUCCCCAGAUGGCAUAGGUACAGCUGCUGCGGCUACUCAGCAAGGAAUGUCUGGCUCAACACCGGGAGCCUCUGGAGGCGCUUUGGGUGGUCUGGGUUCAAUCUCGGCGACAGGGCUGACGGGCGGAAGCGGUGGUGGCGUCGUCCAGGGUGGGAUGCCUUCGAGUGCCGCCUUGCCGCCGCAUCCAUCUACUGGGUACUCACUCACCAAAUCAAACCUAUACAACAGUCAUCACCACCUUCAUCCGCUCCAGAGUCACCCGCGAGACUUUGGGCCUCACGACUUCGCGUCUGGUCCCAUGAGGACGGCUGAAGGUACAAAUCAUGGUGCUCCCCGACCAUCCAUCACUGGUAGCACAACCGCCUCCCUCGCCAACCCUCAUGAUCCCUACCGUCGCAACUCGUCCGUGUACUCUCCGCACGGUGACAAUUCCGCUCAAAAUGACAUGAACUACGGCUCCAUGUCCCCGGCAACACAGUCGGAUACAUAUACCCAAGAUCACCCUACCGGAACAGCACCUCGGAACAACAGAACUACCUCGGGCAGUGCCGCUAAGCGCAAGGCCGCCGAUGACGAUGGCGCUUCAAGCUCUACCAAGCAACAGCGGAGUAAAAGAAAUCGAUACACUUCGAUAGCAUGUAACGAGUGCAAGCGCCGCAAGAUCAAGUGCAAUGGCCAAACCCCUUGUCAGCGAUGCGGCCAUCUCAACCUCCAGUGUCUCUAUGCGCCCAACUGUUGCUCGCACAGUCUCAAGGAUUCGGACGAGUUCAAACAGAUGGCCGACCAAGUGAGCCGUCUCCAGGAUCAGGUCGAAACUCUCUUCAGCAACAUGAGUGCCUUGCGCCAGGAAGCCCUACGUCUCGCUCCCAUUCACGACCGCAUCUUGCCACCGCCUUCCGCGACGGUCACUCCCUCGCCAUCGUCAGCCUCCAUGCCCCAGUUUUCUAAGCCUCUCGCGCCUUUGCGACCGCCAUCGGCGUUCAAUGGACCGACCAGCAUUGCCUUUACCGUGGAUGUGGCCAAAAACACCCUGCACAACAUGGGAUACGCCGGUGCCAGCGAGGCCCUCGACGACAGUGGUGACAGUGGCGACAGCAACAGCGGCCCACAGGCCGAACCGACACCGCGUACAUCACCGACGCCGCUACCCCCGAUGCAGCCAUCCUCCUACCAAAGACAGAUGGAUCCACUGUGGGAGUUUAACAAGGAUGAAAUGAUCCGACUUUGCAAGCUGCACGACGAGGAAGUCAGUGUCAUGUAUCCUGUUAUGAAGAUGGAGCCUACGAUUCAGCAUGCGAUCGAGAUCUCGGAGUGGAUGGAAAAAUUGAAAAGACAAGGCAUGGUGCCACCGGCAGACCAAGCCGAGAUUUUCACCGAUGAUAAGACGCUUUUACUCAAGAUUGUUCUAUGCACUGCCUUGGUUAUCCAGGAGCACGGACACAGCGCAAUGGCAGCUCGGCUGUACGAAACCAUCGAGGCUGUUACUAUGAAGACGUUGAUGAGUGGGCUUACCGAUGUCCUCAAGUUACCCUAUCUAGCUCUUGUUGCCGGCUACAAGUUCUUUUCCAACGACGAGGUUGCGGCCUGGCGUAUGAUGGGCCAACUCAUGCGGCUAUGCUUCGAACUGGGUCUCCACCGCCGAGAGGGACUUGAUAAGAUCACCGACCCUCAGGACAGGAAGAACACCAUAAACACAUUUUGGAUCGCCUACGUGCUGGAGAGGAGGUGGAGCUUCGCCACUGGCUUGCCUUUUGUGUGCGACGAUGCCAAGAUUGACCCAAAGCUGCCCUACCCGGAUGACAACCCAUUCUUGCGGGCGAUGAUCACCUGGUCCAUGCUGGCUGCUAAGACCUGGAAGUUGAUAGAUUAUUUCGAGCCGGCCGUCAUCCGUGAACUUAAGCCUAGCGACUUUGAAGAGCUGGACAAUAAGAUCCUUGCCUGGUACGACAGCGUGCCUGAAGAAAUCAAGAUCAGUACGCAUGAACCAGUCAAGAUGCCCAUAGGGGGCACCCAGCGCUUGCAGAUCUGGACCCGACUGAGGCUCAACCAGAUACGCAUCUGGCUGUAUACGCCAAUACUGCACAGCGCCAUCAGCAUCGCCGAGAACAUGGAGUUUGCGCGCAGAGCCGUCGAGCUAGCCAAAGAGACAAUUCAUUAUCUGACGGACCUCAACGAUACCACGAACAUAUACCGCCGCAUGCAAAUGUUCGGCCACCAGUUUCUCACCUCCUCCAUCGCCGUCCUGUUCCUCGCUUCCACCCACGCACCACUCCAAUUCAGCGCGUCCUGUCGCAAGGAAUUCUAUAUGGCCCUUGAACUGAUCAAGGAUAUGUCGGCAAAGUCAUGGGUGUCGCGACGAAUAUGGCGCACGAUUGGGUCCCUAAAGAAGUACGCUGCUCGGUUGGGAAUGGAAGAAGACAGCUCGAAAACUUCGAACCCGACGACCCGCAACAGCGCUAUGGCCAGGCCAUUCGGGCGCUUCCAAGACAAUGCUGCCGGCGGUAGUCCUGCGAGCAGUGUAUACAGCCCUGGCACUGCAACAUACUCUGGAGGAGGGCCGUUUGGCCGCUCCGACACUCUUUCUCAAGGAACCAGAAGCGGCGAACUUGCCUCGGAUGCCUCAACUCCGGCGGCUCAUCAGAGCCAGAUGCAAGGCUCGUCGCCGGAUGAUCUGACCAACGGGCUCAGGCUACAUAAUGAGAUGUCUCGCAUCUUUGAGAAUAUGCAAGGUGGUCUGCCUUCGGGAAGGGCGCGAGCGAAUCGGAUUCACUCACCCGACGUGGCUAUGAGUGGCGCUGGAGGUGGUGGGUACUUUUCCAAUUUGACGAACUCUCAUGAUGUUGGUAUGACUGGGAGAGCAUCCACGGGAAGCCCUGCGUCCUCUAACGGGGCUGGGGUGUACCAGCAACUGAGGGAUAUGUUUUAGAUGUGGAAUUUCGCAGAAUAUAGGUUGUCAAGCUUGAGCACGAUUGUUUUAGUAUUUAGGAGAUUCAUGGACAUGAUACCCAUACAACAUAUAAGGUAGAGGUAGUUUGGGAGUACCGAGAGGGUCAGGUAGUAAUGAACACGAGUCCGAGCUGAGCUGCUUCUCGGAAAAAUAG
This is a messenger RNA of Neurospora tetrasperma FGSC 2508, 3208 nucleotides long. RefSeq lists its product as uncharacterized. Gene Ontology annotation, molecular function: RNA polymerase II cis-regulatory region sequence-specific DNA binding; zinc ion binding; DNA-binding transcription factor activity, RNA polymerase II-specific. The transcript has 5 exons. The coding region runs from base 1 to 3033 and encodes 1010 amino acids. Lineage: Eukaryota; Fungi; Ascomycota; Sordariomycetes; Sordariales; Sordariaceae. The record is from RefSeq and is a predicted model, not a curated record. Gene Ontology annotation, cellular component: nucleus. Gene Ontology annotation, biological process: positive regulation of transcription from RNA polymerase II promoter by galactose; DNA-templated transcription.